Molecule: messenger RNA, 2207 nt
Organism: Lucilia cuprina (Australian sheep blowfly)
Lineage: Eukaryota; Metazoa; Arthropoda; Insecta; Diptera; Calliphoridae
Product: protein PTCD3 homolog, mitochondrial
Exons: 3
Coding region: 117-2066 (649 amino acids)
Biological process (GO): mitochondrial translation
Cellular component (GO): mitochondrion
Molecular function (GO): protein binding; ribosomal small subunit binding; rRNA binding
Source: RefSeq, a predicted model, not a curated record
UGUUGCAUUUCUGUCAGUGUUCGGUCGUGUGUAAUAGAAAAAUUUAUUUUGUAAUCAAUUUUUAAAUAAAAAUUUUACAAUUAAUUUAAAAAUCUAGCUAAAUUUCCAUAUUCACAAUGCAUUUAGCACGACGUUUACAACAUUUACCCAAAAAUGUAAAUGUACGUUUAAUAAAGACGACUUCAAAAGUGGCAGCCGCUAACACUGAAGAAAAAAUUGUCAUACCCAAUCGCAUACACAGAUCACCCACAGAUAUUUUACAAGCAUUAUCUGCUACUGUGGGUAGAGAUCCUACAGCUCCUCAUUACAAAUAUCACGAUGAUCCCUUUUUGAUACCCACUUCAAAUGUGGCCAAGCGCACCUUUGCCAUGGCUCAAGAAUCUGGUCGUAAGGCCGCCAAAUGGAUUAAAGAGGAACAUAGACAACUGUUUCAACAUCAAGAAGCUCAACCACCCAUUGAAGCUUUUGCCCCCAAAAUGGUUUUCACUGAAGAAUCUGAAGUUUCUGGACAAACUCUAGAUCAGCUGAUAAAGCAGUCCGAAAUUCAGGAUGCUGUUUUUGUUUAUAACCUCAUGAAACAGAAGGGUGUAGAAAUUAGUAACGAACAACGUCAAAGCCUUUUAGAGUUGAUUUCUUUCUACAAUAAUGAAGAGCCUUUGCCUGAGGAGUAUUACGAAGAACGUUGGUUUAAGCAGAAUAAUGAAGCUCAACAGCGCCAUCGUAAGACCUGGAAAGAUGGUGAUUUAGCUGAACAGAUUUUUAAUGAAAUUGAACCAAAAACAGCCAAUACUUAUGCGGCCAUUAUCAGGGGUAUGGCUAAAUAUUACCAGGCUGAUCGCGCAUAUGCCCUCUUCCAGGAAGCUUUGGAGAAGCAAUUCCAAUUGGACACCUAUACAUAUAAUUCCAUCAUUAGUAACGCUAACUUCCUCAAAGAAAACGUCGAUCAACGUUGGGAAUUGUGUAAAGAUCUAUUGCAACAAAUGAAACAACAGCAAUUGAAACCAAACUUGGGCACCAUGAACUCUUUACUGGAGUGUAUUAGCACUUUUGGCAAUUACAAAUUGGCACGUACCUCUGCUCUCCAAGUUUUAUCGGAAUUCAAGAAAUUGGGCAUUGAUCCCAGUUUGGGAACAUACUAUUAUGUACUCAUUAUCUUUUGCCGUGAAAGAGGUCCCGUUUCACAUGUUAUUGUUGACAUUUUAAAUGAAAUUGAGGGCAAAGAAUUUAAAAUACAACAUCCCAAAGAUACAUUCUUCUUUACGACUGCCAUGGAUGUGUGUCGCAAUCAUUUACAUGAUCGUGCUCUGGCCAAAAAAGUCAACGAUUUGUUACACACCGGCAAUAAUUAUGAAUUGAUUGGUGAUACUUAUAAAGAAUCGAUUUACUAUAGACAUUACUUUGCUUUACUCUGUCAAACUAGCACAAUAGAGGAGUUCAUGGAAACGUAUGAUUUGCUGGUGCCAAAUAUUUAUAUACCUGAGCCCGGUAUAAUGGAGGAAAUUUUAAAAAUGGUAGAACUUAAUAAUUCUUUUGAAUUAAUGCCUCGCUUAUGGUCUGAUAUGGUAAUAUUCGAUCAUAUUAAUCGUGAGAGUUUGCUAACACGUUCCUUGAAAAUAAUGAUAAACAACAAACCGGAUGUUAGUAAAAAACACGAAGAACAAUUGCCAGCUCAAUUCGCUAAAGUGGCUUUAGAUAUUUACAACAAAAUUGAAGAGUCUGAGAGUAGACAAAAGAAAUUAUCCUUUACCGGUCAUAUGAUUGGUGAUAUUUUGUCCUUGUUAGUGCGUGGUGGCAAUUGGGAAAAGGCUGUCGAAGUUUUCGCCAACAUAGAUAAAAAUCAACAUCGUAUUCCCGGCACUCCUUCAGAGGCUUGUCUUAUGGAAUUUAUUGAAGCUUCCAUAGAAAAUAAGGCUCCUUCUCAAGCGCUGCUCUGUCUGCAAUAUGCCGUUGAAAACAAUAUGGAUGGUUUGGUGUUAGCUCAGCGUAUCAAUAAAGGUUUUACAUUGAAUGAAGUGCAUCUAUCAAAGAUGAAAUCUUUGGUAGGUGAUAGUUUUUUAAAGCAAUAAUUUAAUUAUGUAUGUAUGAUUUUUUAAUUAAUUAAUUAAUUAAUUAAUAUAGAGUAGUUUAUACAGAUGAAGAUGUAUUUUGCUUUUUGUUAAUUACGCUUAAUAAUGAAAUAAAUAUUGCACGUACAGUUGAACUAUGGA